This is a messenger RNA of Choloepus didactylus (southern two-toed sloth), 3118 nucleotides long. It is a transcript of the gene SOX1, whose product is annotated as SRY-box transcription factor 1. Gene Ontology annotation, molecular function: RNA polymerase II cis-regulatory region sequence-specific DNA binding; DNA-binding transcription factor activity, RNA polymerase II-specific. NCBI's taxonomy places the organism in Eukaryota, Metazoa, Chordata, Mammalia, Pilosa, Megalonychidae. The coding region runs from base 8 to 1177 and encodes 389 amino acids. Gene Ontology annotation, biological process: regulation of DNA-templated transcription; anatomical structure morphogenesis; cell differentiation. The transcript has a single exon. The record is from RefSeq and is a predicted model, not a curated record.
CGCCCCAAUGUACAGCAUGAUGAUGGAGACCGACCUGCACUCGCCGGGUGGGGCCCAGGCCCCCACGAACCUCACGGGCCAGGCCGGGGCGGGCGGAGGCGGCGGCGGGGGUGGCGGCAGCGGGGGUGGCAGCACCAAAGCUAACCAGGACCGAGUCAAGCGGCCCAUGAACGCCUUCAUGGUGUGGUCCCGCGGGCAGCGGCGCAAGAUGGCCCAGGAGAACCCCAAGAUGCACAACUCGGAGAUCAGCAAGCGCCUGGGCGCGGAGUGGAAGGUGAUGUCGGAGGCGGAGAAGCGGCCGUUCAUCGACGAGGCCAAGCGGCUUCGGGCGCUGCACAUGAAGGAGCACCCGGAUUAUAAGUACCGCCCGCGCCGGAAGACCAAGACGCUGCUCAAGAAGGACAAGUACUCACUGGCCGGCGGCCUGCUGACCGCGGGUGCGGGCGGCGGCGGCCCGGCCGUCGGCGUGGGCAUGGGCGUGGGCGUGGGCGCCGCGGGCGUGGGCCAGCGCCUGGAGAGCCCUGGCGGCCCGGCGAGCGGCGGCUACGCGCACAUGAACGGCUGGGCCAACGGCGCUUACCCGGGCUCGGUGGCGGCCGCGGCAGCCGCCGCAGCCAUGAUGCAGGAGGCGCAGCUUGCCUAUAGCCAGCACCCGGGCGCGGGGGGCGCGCACCCGCACCACCCGCAUCCGCACCCGCACCAUCCGCAUCCGCACCCGCACAACCCGCAGCCCAUGCACCGCUACGACAUGGGCGCACUGCAAUACAGCCCCAUCUCCAACUCGCAGGGCUACAUGAGCGCGUCGCCCUCGGGCUACGGCGGCCUCUCGUACGGCGCCGCUGCCGCCGCCGCUGCCGCCGCGGGCGGCCCGCACCAGAACUCGGCCGUGGCGGCGGCGGCGGCGGCGGCGGCCGCGUCGUCGGGCGCCCUGGGCGCGCUCGGCUCGCUGGUCAAGUCGGAGCCGAGCGUCAGCCCGCCGGUCACGUCGCACUCGCGGGCGCCCUGCCCCGGGGACCUGCGCGAGAUGAUCAGCAUGUACUUACCCACCGGCGAGGGCGGCGACCCCGCGGCGGCUGCGGCGGCAGCGGCGGCGCAGAGUCGGCUGCAUUCGCUGCCCCAGCACUACCAGGGCGCCAGCUCGGGCGUCAACGGCACCGUUCCCCUGACGCACAUCUAGCGGCCCGAGCCGAGCGGCGGUCGUGCCGCACUCGGACGGCCGCGGGAAGUGGGCGCCGCGACAGCCCGCGACGAACCGACCGACAAACUUGGACCUCGCGUCUGGUCCCCGCCCCGGCUCUGUACCCGGGGCCGCCGCCCCACCCCCAAACUGGCCUUCCUUUUUGUACAGAAUGUUUUCAUGUUCUUGUAAAAAUGAAAAUAUUGAUGAGGAAGAGAAGGUAACCGUUGCUCUACUUACCUUUUUAGAAGCUCCUGAGGACUACUAGCUGUUAAAACAAGUUUUGCGUUUUAGACUGAACUUCGGUGUUUUCUUGAGACUUUUUGUACAGUAUUUAUCAUUCAUGGAGGAGGCGGAAAGCAUUUGCUAAAGAGGACAAAAAGACAAAACAAAGAUAUAGGCAAUGCCAACUUUUAUAUAACCGCUGGAGCAUUAACUUUCAUCCUCGCAUCGUUUCUUUAUGCCUUUUUUUUUUGCCUAAGACAAAGUGAUGGGGAGCAGUUCUCAUUUGUCAUAAAUGUAGUAAGACAGAUGCAAACACUUAAAAGUUUUUUUGUAGUUGUUACAAUUUUUUUUCUUUUGGUUUCUUUGUUAAUUUAUACAAAGAUUUUUUCCUCCUUCAGACUGCGACGUUACAUUGUAUCUGAAAUUUUCCUUUUUUUUUUUUUUUGGUUUUGUACUAUUUCUUGUAAAUGCGUUGUGAGAUUUUUAUUUUAGGUGUUGCGGUAUGGGGGAGGGAGAUUAAGAUUAUGUAUAUAGUUUCCUAAAAAGCCUUUCUUCUAAAAACGAUAAAAAGAGCCCCUCUAAAGAUGCAUUGAAUUUUGAGUCAAUAAAUUUAAAAGAGAAAAAAAAAAAAACCCCUGUUUUUUCCAUAAAUUUGAAACGUGCUAAUUUCAUUUGCAUGUUUUAUGACCUCAAAAUGCAAUUAGUAAAUCUGGAGGAGAGAAAGAUAAAUUAUCAGCAUGAACUAAAAACGGACCUCCCGGGGGAAUGAGGGCAGAACUUUCCCGGAGCUUUAUUAAAUGGAAAGGAAGAAAGUAAAACUCGAUACACGGUUAGGGCGAGAUUAUUUUCUAUAGUUUGCCGCGUUAAUACUAAAUGAAAAAAAAUUACAAAAUUGUUUUUAUAGUUUGGCCUCCCGAUUUGCUUGUUUUAAACUGUGGGCCUCGACAGCGAGGUUUAGAGUUUCCUUGCUGUGGAGCUUUGCGUCCUCAGCCUGGUCUUGGGUCUGCGCGGCAUUUUGUUCUGGAGGAAGGUGGAGGAGGGGACCAGGCCAAAGAUGGGGGACGAAUACCACCGCUGGGGUUCUGGCGCCCCCAAUUCCUCUGUAGUUAACAAGAUCGCAAGCGGAAUUGAUCCGAAUUUGGCUCAAGGAAACACAAUAUUAGAACCAAAAUGUACUGCCACCGAGCCCUCUCAAAUCCAUCCAAGCCCCUCCCUCUGGUUUCUUCCUCCUUGGGAAAGGGCAGAAUAAUUUUGUAGGGGUUUCACACGCAAAAACUCGACCCCCGCCUUGCGGUGAACUGGGAUGCAAGUUGCUAACCAAUGUAAAAGCAAAAUGCCGUGUUUAUUAUUCCUGAUGAGUUCUUGAGGUUGUUUGAUGCUUUAAAAAUUUUUGAAUAUAUUUUUUUCUAGGCGUUCAUUGGCACAUUGCGGAAUUUCAAGUUUUCUGUAAAACUUUGUCUUCAAGUAAUCGGACAGCAUUAAAUAUUGCAUUUAAAAUUGAUACUGUAGCAAAUACAUUCUGAAAUUAGUCACAACGUUAGAAUGAAAUUACAUUUUGGAAAAAAAAAAUCCUUUUAAGUCCACAUAGGAAUAUGUUGAUUUCUGCAGUUUUAGGCUUUCCUCCUCAUUGUCUUAACAUCUUUUUUUUGUCCUGGAAUAAGUAUGGAUAAUGGAUUAUCUAUCUAAAAGUGGGCAUAUGUUAGCUGGUUAAUGAGA